AUGUUUCUUGAAUAUACUAAUUCUGAUUUCUUCAUUUUCCAAGAACAUUACAAUGCGACAGUUAAAGGUGGUAUUAAAGGAGCAGCAAUUGGUCUUGGAUUAACAUUAGGUUUAUCUUUAAUUGCUCAACGAUAUUUUCCUACAUUUAGAAAUUCAACUAUACAACUUAAAGCCUUUUUAGUUUCUUCUGGCACUACAGCCGGAUGUAUCAUUUUAGCUGAACAAGCUGAAAUUUUGUUUCAGAAAAUAGAUAUAGUGUUCUUAGUUCUGCUUGGGCUUUAA
Molecule: messenger RNA, 282 nt
Organism: Funneliformis caledonium
Lineage: Eukaryota; Fungi; Glomeromycota; Glomeromycetes; Glomerales; Glomeraceae
Source: the annotation of a GenBank genome assembly